UUUUUUGCACUUCUGAUUUCAGAAAGGUAAACAGGGAAUUAAUGUGACGUUUCAUCGUGAAAGAAUGGCUAAAGUACACAUCAAUGAUGUGACCGUUUGCGAAAAUCCUUCGCCUUUCUUGAGCAACUUCCAAUUUCAGAUUACCUUCGAAUGCACCGAGGAACUUGACGAAGGUUUGCUCCAUUGAAUAAGUUUAACUUUAUUUGGCUUAUUGAGAGUGUUUUAACCUUGUAUGUGUUGGUAAAACUGUUCGUGAUUCUGCUUUUGUGUGGCCUAUUUAGAUUUAGAAUGGAAAAUUAUAUAUGUUGGCUCUGCCGAAAGCGAUGAAUACGAUCAAGUGCUGGACUCAGUGUUUGUGGGACCAGUUCCAAUAGGAAGACACGCGUUUGUUUUUGAGGUAUGAUAUUACUGCCCCUAUAACACGAUUUCUGUUAAAUGGCACAAAAUGCACGUGAAUAUUCUCUUGUUGCAUGUUUGUGGUAAAUUUGUACAUGUACAUGUUGUUCAAGUUUCUCAUCGACUCCAAAGUUCCAACCAUAUUUACCGCACACAUGUUUUACAAAAGCAAAAGUCUCAAUUUGUUAACUCGGGAUUGUUGUGUCUUAUGGUUAGGACACUUUCCUUGACCAACUUUAUACAUCUUGUUUUACCAACAGGUGAAUGAAUGAUAAACUAUAUUUAUACACGGUGGUGAAAAUUUUGUUAAGGUUUUCUUAUAACAAUAGGAAAUAAAUCAAAUUUUCUAUAACUGAUUUACAUAUUUGCCUUGUGGAAGUACUGAUCAGCAAACCAAGAAACAUGAAACAUGCCAACAGUAAAUGCAAAUUUUUCUGUCAAUCAAAUGUCUCCUAUUAUUUGUAGGUGGAAAUUGGAAAGGCAUGUUGAUUUUUUUGGAAACAAUAGAAUAACAAAAGAUACCAGGAAGAUCAUGUUAUGCAGUCUUAAAGUGUGUUGUGCGACUUUAUUCCAUUUCCUGCAUUAACAUGUUGGAAUGAAAAGUCUAAAUUAAAUCUUGAUAGUCAAAAUAAACGGGGUGCCCAAAAAGGCAAGUAUCUGAGAAAGCAAAGGCGACAGUUUUGUCACCAGCAAAUUCCACCGAAUGAAGGGUUAUUAAUAAGUAUAUAUGAGUGUAAGUGACGCGUAAUAGACAUGUUUCGCUGUGGAUGUAAACCCAACAUUUCUACAUUUUUUUUUCUUCUGAAAGCGUUAGUUCACAUGAAACAUUUUGCUUUCAUAAAAAUUGUAUAAAAUGAAGCGAAGCAAGUCAAAAACUAGUAAAGGAUAUUUCAGUUUGAUGGUAAGGAUAGAUAAUUUGCAUACCAACAAAAACAACUUGAGCGCAAUUCUUUUUUUUUUUGGCAUUCCAAACAUUUUUACUGGUUUAAAUCCUUAGAUUAUUUUGUUAAGUCAAAAUUCCAGUAAUUUACAACUUGAGCGAUUGCAGUUCCUAUUUAAAAGGAGAGUAGCACGAAAGCAUCCCGCGAUCAUCUUGUUAGAAGACAAAGUAUCGAUGUACUGAAGUUAAAUUAUCUUUAUAUCGUGGAAACAAUAAGCUAACACUUCACUCAGAGAGUCAAAGGAUGCCACAUGCGUCGACAUUCUUUGUGAGAGCACAAAUAUAAAGUCAUGGGACCCGCUACAUUGUAUUUCACGGCUGAUGCUUAACCUUUUCAAUAGGCAUCUUUCUGUAAUGAAGCAUCUAGAGAAUUUGCUGUGCGUACAUCCUCUCGAAGAUUGUUCUAUAAGUGGACCACUGUAACAAAAACUAUGCUUGAGGAAGUCAGUUCUUGGUUCUGAAAACAAGAACAAUAUUACUCUCAGCAUUGUGAAGGUCAUUAUUAUGACCUGUUGUUUCCUCAAACAUAGUUUUAGUCACAGUGGUCCACUUAUGGAACAAUCUUCCAGAAGAUGUAUGCACAGCAAAUUUGUUUGCCCUGAGAAUCUCAAUUAUUGAGAUUCUCAGGGCAAACAAAUUACAGGCGGGGCGAGAUUAUUAGUACACUUGUAUGUUAAUUUAGCCUUUUGCUUAGCCCUUCUAAUAAUAUUUAUUGAUAUGUUGUCCCAAUCAAGCAAGUUAAGAAGUUGUCUGCAACUACAUUGUGAUUUUGGCAGUGUGAUUUUGGAGUUUAUAUCAUUCAGCUGUUGCAACAAGCCAUCCAAGACAGCAGUACAGUAAUCAAAGUGUGGUUCAAUGAGACCUUUUUUGUAUAUUUUAACUGCAGUGUGUACUUGAGACUCUUUUUGAGAUGUCAUGUACAUAUAUGUGGGGCUUCCAAGAGAGAUCAUCUGUAUUAACCCUUUAACCGGCAAUCGUACAUAUUUGUACGAAGAGUGACCACUAAAGGUCAGGGCUCUCUUGUUUUCAUGAAAAUGGUCCCUGUGGCCCCAAAUAUGGAAGCUUUCCCAGAGGACCUUUCAGUCGUUGUUUUGAGCAAAAUUCUUCUCGAAUUUGGCUAGUUUUUCGAUUGUAAAAAGCGAUUUAUUCUUCGUUUCGCAUUCGCUAGCAUUUAAAAAUGGCGGCGAGGUAUUUAGCUCCCGAGGAAGUGUUGAGAAGAGUCCUGAAUGACGAUUCUGACGGGGAUUAUUCUGAUGAAAGUGAAGCAGAACUUUCGGAAGAAAAUGACAACAAUGGCAGAUCAGAACACGAGGAAAGUGAAGAAGACGAAAGCGACGAAUUGCUUCCUGACGAAGCAAAUAGCGAAGAAUCUGGUAAGUUUCUUUAUCAAAUAACGAGUAUUAGAUUUCAUUUCUGUUGUCUACGUGUUUUUACAAGCCUUUGCUAACAGAGAAAUCUUAAGUGAAAGAUUACCGAUUGUGGGUGAGUUUGUUCUGCCCAAAAAGCACAUGUUUUAGUAAACUAUCAUUGUCCAAGUAAUAAGGCUGACAUGUUUGUUUACAUUACAAGUACAGUUCUUUUUAUGCUACUUCUGAAGUGCACUGAAAACAUGCUCCUGAAUAUUUCGAGUUCAAAACAAAGCAAUUUUCAGUUACAUUGGCUCAAGAAAAUAUUCCAUUUUUUUUCAUUUUGUUAGACAUUUGUGGUAACCGUGACAGAAGUCCUAUUCGGCCAGAAAGACAAGCUGGAAGGGGAAGAGGAAGGGGUAGAGGAAGAGGAGCAAGAAGGGGAGCAAGAUCCGGUCCAGCAAGACGACGUCAAGACCCCGCUGAGCCAAACAUUGACUGGUCUGACCAGUAUAGUCCAGUGCAGAUCCCUGACUUUGGAGAACCACAUCCAGGUCCAACAAGGAGAUUUCCGAAUGUGAACACUGCUCGCGAACGAGACUUCUUUGAUCUGCUAUUCACUAAUGAUAUAUGGGAAAUCUUGGUUCAAGAGACCAAUAGGUACUACGAUCAGCAGAAGGCAACUGACCCUGGCAAGCAUAAAAGACCCUGGGCUCCUGUCACGAGAGAUGAAAUGGAGGCCUUCAUUGGUAUUAUUAUUCUGAUGGGAAUAGUCAAGUUGCCCCGUUUCGAAAUGUAUUGGAGCCAGGAUAAACUAAUCCACCAGGAAAGCAUUGCCAACAUCAUGUCUCAAACAAGAUUCCUUCAAAUAUGGAGAUACUUUCAUUUAGCUGACAAUGCAGUAGCCAUCCCUAGGGGUACUGAUGGUUUUGACAAAAUCUACCGGGUGAGAAAUUUCCUUAACAUUAUACUUAUAAAUAUUCGAGACGAGUAUAGACUAGGCAUGAAUAUUGCUAUUGACGAGACAAUGGUACCCCACAAGGGAAAGUUGGCUUUCAAGCAGUACAUAAAAAAUAAGCCAACUAAGUGGGGCAUCAAGUUGUGGGUCCUGAGCGAGGCAACUACAGGCUAUGUUUAUAGAUUUCAAGUAUAUCUGGGGAAAGAACAUGGCCAGCAACCCGAAAAACACUUAGCUAGAAGAGUGGUACGAGAUCUGACAGUAACAGAAACAGGGAAAAAUCACCAUCUCUAUAUGGAUAAUUUUUACACUGACCCACACUUUUUCCUUGAGCUUUUUGACAAGAAGAUACUUGCAUGUGGAACUGUACGUCAAAACAGGAAACAGUUUCCCAAGGAUUUGAUUAUCACUACUCGAAUGCAAAAACAAAUGGAUCGUGGAGACUAUUUGUGGAGAGCUCAUAUGAGAUUAGUAGCAACAGCCUGGAAUGACCGAAGGGUUGUUUACCAUUUAUCUACCAUUCAUCCUCCAGAUCUUGAUGGUCAGCCUGCUACUAUCAAAAGGAAAUCAGCUCGUGGUGGUAAUGUUGACAUCAAUUGUCCUCCAGCUCAGCUUGACUAUCAAAAAUAUAUGGGCGGAGUAGAUCUUGCAGAUCAGCUUAUAAAGACAUUUAGUGUCAUUAGAAAGUCACGAAAAGCCUGGAAGAAGUUGUUUGGCUAUGGCCUAGAAGUGUGUCUCCUGGACUCCUUCAUUAUUAUGAAGAAAUUGAAGCCCAGCAACACUGAAUUUUUAACUUAUCGCAAAGAAGUGGCACGACAGCUUAUUGCUGGAAGAUCAUUUCGUGGUAAGGCUGGUCGCCCACCUACUCAGCCACGAGACUGGAUGGAUCCUACCAUGAAAUUGCAGUAACUGAUGCAAGGAGGGAUUGUGUUGUUUGUGCCAAGAGAGCCCAAGUGAGAAAUCUCGACAGGAAUUAUCGAUAUAAAUCUGCCAUUGUUUGCACUACCUGUGAUGGGAAGGCCUUGUGCCUAAACAAAGACAGAAAUUGCUGGGAGAAGUGGCAUAGACAAGUUCAAUAUUGGCAGUAACAGUAACUUCAAUUCUGGCAGGAACACUGCACUGAACUGUGCAAUUCUGGAUAGUUCUUUUCCAAAUAAUUUUCAAAACAUUUUUUUUGUGAAUUGUUCACUGAUAGGAUUUGUACCGGAAGUACAAAAAAUGCAAUAUCUCAGGCUAGGAUAGGAAUAUUUUAGUUCUGUUUGAAGUGUUUUAUUCCCUGAUAAAUGGUUGUUGAACCCAAGUACAUUGUGUGAUUUAGGUAACAAUACUGUACCACAGGCCCCUUGAAGAAAAUAUUGUUUUGCCCAGGGUGGAAUGUAACCAAUAAAUGCAAAUAGCUCAUACCCUUUGUGGUAUGCCCUAUAUUUUGUUGUUUUAUUGCAAAUAUGUUACACAUUUCCAAAGCUUUACAAUGAUAUAUAGUUUAUGGGAGGGUAACUUCAAUACUUUUUUAGUUAUCAUUAGAAAUAGUGAUUGCGGCUGCGCAACUGAAAAAUUACCUAAAAAAAUCUGCCAGUUAAAGGGUUAAGCCCAGGAGAUUUGCUAUGAAUUGUUUGGUUAACUUGGAUGCCAUCUACAUCAAAUUAUGUUUAUUGUGUAGUCAUUGAAAGAUUGUAGUUUCUGUCUCAAGCUAGUAAUUGUAAGCUCUGUUUUGGUGACAUUGAGAUUUAAGCCAGAGAUCAAAAUGUUUCAUUUCAUUAUUGAUCUGUGAAUCAAGAUCAGUUAUGGUAGGUACAGAAAAGGUAACGUUAGUGUUGUCCAUGUACAUUCUAGGAGAACUAGUAUUCAAACAGAAGGGUGCUGAUUAUUGACCCUAGCGAUACGCCACAGUUAAGAAGGCUCUCACUAGAUAGACAGUUACCCACAAUACAUCUUUGCAUUCGGUUAGUUAGAUAUGAUUGAAUCAUUUGAAGGCAUCGUGGUCAACACCGAAUUUAGAGAUUUAGUUGAUUUACUUUGCUGAGACUGAAGGUCAUUAAUUAACUGCUAACUUUUACGAGCAUCACCUUUGUUUGCGUCUAGUUUUUUAGAAAAUUAUUUACCCUUGGCUCUCUUUCACUGACAGCAAAAUUUAUUUCUUGUAGUUGUUGAUUACAUUGUUUGGUUCAGUUCCCAUUGGGACCAUGAGAACUUUAUAAACCACUCCUUGUGAAUUUCACACCACUUGACGAUGACCAGUCUACUCCUGGCUGUUUUUUAGUUUUCUUAUUUUUGAGGUUUAUACGUUUAGGUUUACCUAAAGUAUGUUUAAUUUGUAUUUGUAUUUUCGCUUUGCCUUUGUUUAGUUUGUUAAUUUUUUGCUGAGCAUAUCUUGUCAGCACUUACAGCUGUAUGAUGUAUCUUUAAUCUAGCUUUUCUUAGUGCUCUGUAUCUUUAUUUUUUGCAUAUAAGACUAAGAACCUGCAUUUUCCCAAGUCAGCCUAAACAUGUUCUUACAUAAAUGGUAAUUAGCACAUAUUUAGGGUACUUUAGGUUCUUAAAUAGGUUCUUAUUUUCUGAAGGAAAAGAUACAUUGAAGCUAAGAGCAUUUAGUGGUAUGUACCUUAAUUCCUUCUAUAAAAUCUGCAGACCGUUACAUUACAGCUGGUGUGAUAAGUCUCCUAUGUGUUCAAAGAGGAUCCUGAAUAUUGACUUAUCUUAUUUGCCCAAUGGGAAAGAAUUUUCUUUAUAAAAUUUAGAAAAUAAGAACCUGUUUUGUAUUUCAAGCUAAACAGGUUCUUGUAUAGAGGGGGCCCAACUCACAAAUUAUAACCUAACUGAUUCUUAAAAACCAGGUUCUUAGUCAUGGGUUUUUACUGUUUAAAUUGUUUUUGCUGUAACUGUCACUGGUAGAAUAAACUUGAUUGCUGGCGGCUCCCUCCAUUUACAGUGUAUCAUUAAUGUGUUAAACGUGUUACAAUGUGUGAGGUCAGUAUAAGAACCCAAGCAAUAGAGUUGAGAUGAAAGUUAGAAAAUCUCUUGCCCUUUUGGCAAGCUGUGUUGCUAAGGUUUACUAGCCUCUGCCUGGAAGAGAACUGCAGGCCUACUGAACCCCUUUUUUACAAACAUUUACUUUACAUAAUAACAAAUGCUGUGUUACUAUAUGACAAAUUUCAGUAAAAAACAGGUUAGCCUGUCUCUCCACUAGUUCCGGCUAAUGAGCAGCACUUUUAUCUCACCCUGAGGCAAGAAACAAAAGGCUGAAAAUGAAACCACGAAUGGUCUUUCUAUUCUCUAUAGCUAUGCUCAGACAAAUAGAAAAUAUUUCUGUUGUAAGUAUGAAGAGACAAAAGUAACUUAAUUUUACCCACUGGUGAGACCUGCUUCUUUCAAUGCUCUGUUUUCUGAUUUUGAUACUUCUGUAUUUGCAAAGGCCUUCCGUAGAUUGUUUAUGUAAAGUGACUGUAAUCACUAACAUAAUGCAUUUUUAAUAUAUUAUUUUAAUACUCAUCUGUUAGCUUUAAUAAUUCUUUGUGGCAUGCAAUAAUUCUUGUUUAUCAAGCGAUGUGCUUUAAAUUGAAGAAUUUUUAUUGACACAACAUCUGUAAUAUAAUGCGAAUUAAUGAAAGAACUUUCUCUUUAGGCAAAAUCCCCGGAUCCAAGUAAAAUCCCGGACGAAGACCUGGUUGGUGUUACUGUGGUUCUUUUAACCUGCUCCUUUAAAGACAGAGAGUUUGUACGGGUUGGAUACUAUGUAAAUAAUGAGUAUACAGAGGAAGAGAUGAGAGAAAAUCCCCCUGCAAGACCAGUUAUAGAAAAGGUACAACAUACAGAAUUUAUUUGUUUACUGUUAAUCUGUUGUCAGUGGGUAAAAAGUUACUGCUUUUGAUUCCUUUCCUGUUAAUGAUUAAUGUUUGUGAUAUUGUUUAUAUUUGUACUGGUUCCUCAAUGAGGAUGAUUUCCAAGCCACAAUAUAGCCUGAUGCUAGAAUCGCUACUCACUCAGGAACACAGUGUAUGAAUAAACUUUCAGGGCAUUUUUGUAUUUUUAUGGCUCAGUCAGGGGGCCUUGUAAAAGGGAGCUAAUCAUGGAAGGGAGAUGUACAUUUAAAAAUUCAAUGGGCUUUUAAUUGGAGACGUGAUCAUUUUAUUCAUUGUCGUACAUGUAACUUUUUCUCUUGAUUGUGUAUUGUUAGGAGAAAAUUGAUCUUGGUCACUCUUGGGACUUGGAAGGUUAAUAAAGUAGUUAGUAGUUUGUAUUUUACUUUACAGCAGAGCUUUCACUAUGGGCUGGAGGCUGGGGAUUGCCAGCUCGGACUGUAGUGGAUACCUUUAGUACGUCUCCUUUCCUUCACUAAUUUACUGUCUUUACUGAGGCUUAUUUAUUGUUUUUUUUUUCAGCUUCAAAGAAACAUUCUUCACUCAAAGCCACGAGUAACAAGAUUUAAAAUCGACUGGUAG
This is a messenger RNA of Porites lobata, 8079 nucleotides long. The record is from the annotation of a GenBank genome assembly. NCBI's taxonomy places the organism in Eukaryota, Metazoa, Cnidaria, Anthozoa, Scleractinia, Poritidae.